Messenger RNA from Rubroshorea leprosula, 1206 nucleotides. NCBI's taxonomy places the organism in Eukaryota, Viridiplantae, Streptophyta, Magnoliopsida, Malvales, Dipterocarpaceae. The record is from the annotation of a GenBank genome assembly.
CUUGCAGCAAAAAUCUUUGACUGUGGAAGAAUAUACUAUGGAGUUUGAACAAUUAAUGAUGAAGUGUGAUGUUCGAGAAAAAGAAGAGCAAACCAUAGCAAGAUAUCUUGGAGGAUUAGACAAUGACAUUUCCAAAAUAGUUCAACUUCAACAAUAUUGGACUUUGGAUGAUGUCAUUCGGCUAGCAUUGAGGGUUGAAAAGCAAAUCUCAAAGAAGAAUAUUACUAUUCCUUCAAAACCACGAGAUUUUGAAGCUAGUCAAGGGACCCAAGCCUCAAAGAUUGUUGCUGAGACACCUGCCAAAGUUGAGAAGGAAGCUAGUUCAAGCCGAGAGAUUCAUGAAGUCUUAGAUGGUGAAGCAAAAAAGGAGAUUAGUGAUGAGAUUAAGCCACAACUUGAGGAAGAACUCAUUGCAGCUGACCAUGGAGAAUCUUUGGUUGUGCGUCGAAGUCCUCAUGAUACCAUAACCAAGGAUGAAGAUUGGCUCCGACGUAACAUCUUUCACACCAGAUGUACUUCUCGGGAGAAAGUUUGCAACGUCAUCAUUGACAGUGGAAGUAGUGAGAAUGUUGUGUCUAGUUAUAUGGUUGAGAAGCUAGGACUGCCUGUCAAAGAUCUUUCCCAUUCAUACAAGUUACAAUGGCUACGAAAGGGAAACGAGGUAAAAGUAACCAAACGUUGCCUUGUCUCUUUUUCUAUUGGUAACAAGUACCAAGACGAAGUAUGGUGUGAUGUUAUCCCCAUGGAUGCUUGUCACUUGUUACUUGGUCGCCCUUGGCAAUUUGACCGAAAGGCUAUCCAUGACGGCCAUGCCAACACCUACUCGUUUGUGAAAGAUGGUGUGAAGGUCAAGCUCACUCCCCUGAAGCCUAAAGAAACACUCGAAAAGAAGGAUGAGGACAAGGCUUUAAUCUCCAGAUCAACCUUUCAGAAGUUGCAUCAAGAAUCGAGGACAGCUUGUCUCUUGCUAUUAUCUAAAGUGAAUGAUGCCACUUCCCCUUUCCAGAGGAAAUUCAAUCUCUCCUUGAAGAAUUUUCUAAUGUUGUUCCUGAUGAGACCCUUCAUGGAUUACCGCGAACUCAACGAAGCAAGGAUUCUAUCAUGAUUGUGCCUACAAGAUCAGACUUCCAGGUGACUAUGGAGUCUCUGCUACUUUUAAUGUUGUUAACUUAUCUCCUUACUAUGAGGACCAUGAGCAUUGAACUU